AUGCCCUCCUCGUCGCCGUCGUCCAACUCCGCACCAGGCCCAUCCGAACCGCUCAAGCGGCGUCGCAUAACAAGAGCUUGCGACCGAUGCCAUCGCGGUGGCGUCAAGCCCGUACCGAAGGGUGGUGCCAAGCCAUCCUCACAGAGUGGCCACUCGGCAUCUGGACAACCGACACCUCACGGUCCGGGGAGCCAGAACGGGGCCCUCGGAGGUGAGGCCCGAGAGUGGGAGUACCAGGCGGUUGGCACACCAGACCUCGUGGACAUGCUUGCGUCGACCUUCUACCGUGUCGUGUACCCGAUCCUGCCGUACUUCCACUGGCCCACGUUCUCCGCCCGCGUCCGCGCCCGUCACUAUGAGCGCGACCGUGCCUUCUUCGCCUUUGUCAUGGCCGUUUGCGCGAUCACUUCGGCUCGCAUGCGUGACGGCGUGGGUACUCCCCUUCCCCCUGAUGCGCCGCCAUCCGAGGCCUUCUUCGACGCCUCUCUGUCGGCCUUCCCCGCCGAUCUCACGGUCGCCACGGACUUCGACUACAAGCGCGCCAAGGCGAUCCUUGCUAUUCUCAGUCUGCAGUACGGUCAGGUCAGGCAGCUCUCCGUCCACCUCGGUGACUACCUGACUAUGUGUGCCGCCGACGGCUUCCAUAAUGAGAAUCGCUGGCCGCCAAAUCUACCGGUGACCGAGAUCGAGGAGCGCCGGCGUGUGUUCUGGGGCGUGUACUCCAUCGAUGUCUACGCAGCGUGCACGUGGGGAGGCAUCGUUCGUCAUCGCGAGACGCAGGCGAACGUUCUCUACCCUGCAGAAGUGUGGGACGACUCGGAGAUCACCGAGACCGGUAUCGCUAAGCCGGCAGGCGUGUCCUUCCUCCGCGGCUGGAACUUCACAAACGAUCUGUACCGCAUUCUGGAACACGCGCUCGGCUUGCUCCGGCAGCGCAAGCUAGAGCCAACCGACUCGCAAGUUAACCGGCGCCUGUUCUCCCUGACGCGACUCAACUCCUCCUUCCCAAGCAGCAAGGAGGUGCUUGACACUAUCCAGGAGGACUACAAUCAGCUGCCAAUGGAGUUCAAGGGCGCACAGGCCAUGACCGGUAACGUUUACGAGGACCGCUUUGGAUUCCAGGCGGCCGACAUCAUUGUGACCAUGCAGACGGUGAAGAUGGUGAUGACUGGUCUGGAGGAUGCGAGCGUGGAGAAGCGAUGUGCGAUUGCAGGCGAGCUUCUCGACGCGCUCUCGACCGUUCCGACAGCGUACAUCCAGGCGAUUAGCUCGCCCAUCCUGCAUCACCUGGCAGGCGUGGGUCACCUUCUCGGCUCCGUUAUCCAGACGCCCUUAAGUCACUGGACGUACCUGCAGGUGCGCAACGUGCUGCUGGCUAUGGCGGACUUGCUCUCGUCUCUCGAGUCCACGAUGAGCUUCACGCCCGGCAUUGCGGAGAAGCUGCGCGACCACGUCAAGCGUAUUGACCAGUACAUGACUGCUGCGGCUGUCGACCGCAGCCGUCGCGCCCAGGUCUGGCACACAGCCCUGCCGCCCAGCGCCUGGCAGUAUCCGAAUACGCCAGGUGUCGGGUCUGGGGGUGAUAGCAGUGUGCGCACGACAGAAGAACCGCAGAAGCAGGAGGAGCAGAUCAUUCCUGGCAACUUAUUCGACCUCCCUCUCGACCUCCUCACGACCGAUUGGCCACUCGACAUGCGCGAUGCGUUCGAUUUCCUUGGUCCAGCACCCGCCGGUGCCUCUGGACAAGCAAGGGAGGUCGAGUACAUCGAGGCUAACGAAAUUGAAGAGCUUGAGCUGCCUGAGGGCAGGAGCCUUGAGGUCGAGUACAUCGAGGCGGAUGAGACUGGAGAGCCUGAGCAGCCUGAGGGCAUGAGCCUUGAGCGCAUUGAGGCAGUCACCCCUCCAGCUGUCGCUGACGCUCCUGUUGGGGCAGCGUCCUCAAUCGCCACUACACCCUUGCAAACGACUUCAGCAGAAGCGACCGGGGACAUGUUGAGCUUUCUCUUGCCCCCAAUCAAUGUGACGCCUCCUCAGCCGCCAACCAUCACCGCACCAGUGACACCUGCUCAGGCCUCGACGCGCGUGGCCAACACGCCACGCUCCAGCGGCAAGUCCGUGCGCUUUGCUGAUACCCCUGCGGCAGGCGAGUGGCACCGUCCCUCUUUCGUUGUGCCAGAUCUGCCCAUGCCACCUCCGCCGGCUGUCACUCCUCCGCCCGUGCCAGACCUGGUGCUGUAUCGUGCAGUGAACCCCGCGUUGCCAAUGGGGUCAGCCCUCGAAGAUGCGGCACUCCCUGUUGUGCUUCCCGCUGCGCCCCACGGUGCCGAUCCGCUUCUUCCGGACUCCGUUGCGGCUGCGGCGCAGUCUCAAGCUACGGCGGCACUUGCUUUUGUGUCGCAACUUGGAGCGACGGAGGUCCCAGCAGCACAAGCCCCUGCGCAACCUCUGCAGCUUCUAGAGCCUCCAAUGGUGACUGAAAACACGGCUGUGGAAGGUCUCGCGCUGCAGUCCGUGCAACUUCCGCCCCCGCAAGCAAUGGGGACAGGAAGCUUGGCUGUGGAGGACCUCGCUCCGCAACUCGUGCAACUCCCGGCACCGCAAGCGAUGGAGGCAAUGGGUCCUGCUGCGCCGGCUCCGGCGUCUCUGUACCCCCCGUCAAGGGCCCCGGAAGCGCAGGUAGUGCACCUGCCGGCUCCUCUAGUCGACGAUGCACCGGUGCUUCAAGAUCUUCCGUUCCAAACACCACCUGCGCCAGAACCAGCGGCUGAAGCGCCAUCGACACAUACACUGCCCUCGCUCCCAGUGACGCCAUCCCCGGCGCCGCCGGCUCAAGCCUCGAUAUUGAUGUCACAAACCCAGGCGCUUUCCGCGGAAAUCACCCCAGAGCACUCUUCCGUUCACGCCCCGUCGAGCUCAGCGGUGCACAUGCCAGCGCGCGUUCGCCGGAAGGAGCAGACACCUCCACCCCUCCGCCCUCCUUCUCCGCUGGAUUCUGUGUCCCAUGUCUCGAACAGUCCGCUGGCGCACCUGUCUGUCGCUGCGCUUCACCUCCACGCUGCACUCGACAAGCCCGGUCUUCUGAUACCUCGGGCUGCCCAGCAGACAUCCUCCCAGAGCUCGGCGGAGUACCGUGAUGCGCAAACUUCCCCGCCUGAACCUAAGUCCCAACAACACACUCGGGGCAGCCAGCUGCAGGAUGAGCCCAAGUCCAGGCAGCUCAAGUUCUGGCAGACGAAUUCGAGUCAGUCGUCGCAGAUCGCUGAGGUACCCCAAACCUCGCCCCAAGCCCCGCAGCCCAGGCAACCUCCCCAGCCGCAGCCUAUGCCACAGCCUCAUCACCCUCCCACAGUUCACCUUCCUCGGCCACACCAUCCCCCGGCUCCUCCGUCGAGCUCGCCCUAG
Trichosporon asahii var. asahii CBS 2479 is the source of this 3402-nucleotide messenger RNA. Its product is annotated as nucleus protein. The record is from RefSeq and is a predicted model, not a curated record. Lineage: Eukaryota; Fungi; Basidiomycota; Tremellomycetes; Trichosporonales; Trichosporonaceae. Gene Ontology annotation, molecular function: DNA binding; zinc ion binding. Gene Ontology annotation, biological process: DNA-templated transcription. The transcript is spliced from 5 exons. Bases 1 to 3402 code for a protein of 1133 amino acids.